UAAGGGUGAAAAAUGGUCAUAAGUCACUUUUUAAAGUGUCAUUGUAACUUUGAAUGGUCCCUAGAGGAUUAUCUGUACAAUAUUUGAACAUUACCAUUAUUCAGCAUGAAGCACUUUCAAUAUUUUGAAUGUCUGUACAGAAUUAAAAUAGGAUUCUUCCACAUAAGAAAAAAUGUCAAUAAGGAAACCCACAUACAUGGAAGAAUUCUGCCUAAAUAGAUCUUUAUAUUGUUACCCUCUUUGACAAUGAUAGCAAAAUAAACAUUAUUAGGGCAUAUUACAAGCUGGGACAAUUCUAUACUGUCUCUUAUGAAUUUAUUAAAUAUUUACACAUAGAAGAGUUGCCUAAAGAUUUUUGAAAUGAUCAAAACAAAACCUAGCUUUAAGCAAACAAGACUCCUUAAUAUGGGUGAAUAACUUUUUAAUGUCUGAAACAAUGCAUUUAAUGGGCUAGUGCUGAAUGUUUUGGGGAUGGCCAACAGCUUCAGAGAAUGGACUGAUGAUGCUAAGCUUGCACAUAUAUACGUUUUAAUGGAGCCAGGAUUUGAUGCAGACUGGGGGUGGGGAUCUGUGUUAAGUCUAUUUUAGGUUUGUGCUACAUUUUCUUCUAGCUCCCAUUUUAAAAUGGCAAAGACAUUUAGCUUGCUCACAAAAAGCAAAACUACAAGUAAUCCUUAUUUAUUUUUAAAACAAUUUAUAAUAAUAAAAUAUUUGAAAUGUAGACAUAAAGUUCAAAUUCUUACAUUUUUUUCCAUUAAAGCUCCCUCAAUCUUUUUUUUUUCUUUUUGGUCUCACAACAUAAGCAAUUUGGCAGUGGGAACUAUCAUUUUUCUAAACCUCUAGUCCAAAGGUUCCUUGGAUGCCUUUAAAAAGUAUCUUUAAGGUAUUCCUUGUUAAUUUUAUGUUAUUAUCAUUUAAUAUCAGUGUAUUUUUGAACAGAAGAGACUGAAAUGAUGGCCAUCUAUCUGAUCUGAAACAAAAAUGUACUUUUAACACCAAGCUUGUUCAAACACACAUUUUAGAAACAUUGAUUGUAGUUUUUCUGCUAUUGUAGCUUUCCACUUACUUCCUCUGAAGGAGGCAAAGGCAAGAAAAUGACCUGGUAAAAACAUCACACUCAGAAGAUCAAGAUGCUCUAGGAAGUCACACUUUUGUUCUUGUAAUGUCCUGUGGUGCCACUUAUAUAAAGUUUUAAGACCACAGCAUUUUCUUUCUCUUCUAGUAAAGAAAUUCUUUUACUUUUUCUGUUAAAAGACUUUCACAGUGUGUCUUUGAAUGGAAGAUCUGUUUCUGAUGCCCGGGACUAGACUGAGUCACAAGGGUACAAUAUUAAUUAUUGAAUACAUACUGUUGCUAGUCUUUCAAAUAACCUUUGGUAUGUUUCAAUUUGCUAUAUGUUGUAAGACAGUUCAGUGAAGUCACACUUGGAUUUUUUUCAUUUCACCAUCCUAAAGUGAGAUUGAUGGAUGGAAGGACUGCUGCUGUUAGACCUUGAACAGAUUGUUUUUGGCAUUAUCUUUUAAGUCUAACAUUCUUUGAUUGACCUUGGCAGAGAUAUCAAAAGUAUUGUCUUGAUCUCGCUGAAUAUAGCUGUCUUUUCCCUUUUUUAGCAAAUAUUUCAGUUGGUUUUGGUGGUUUGAGUUUUUCAAAUAUUUCCAGUUACAAUGAAAUACUUAACAAUGUCAGCACUAUCUCUGAUCCUUUCAUGACUUCCUUUCAUCAAGUUUCAAAAGAUAUCAAGUCCUUCCUUUUUUCUGCCCCUGGAAAAACUUCUUGGCCCUUUUCCAUGAACUUCAUUAUUUCCAUUCAGAUUCUUGUAUGCUGUCAUCAAACGAAUGUUCAUCAUGUGUAAACAGUGAGUUACAAAUGGAAUUUUGACUAUACUAAUCUUUGUGUUUUACCAGUAGAGCAGAAAAUACUGCUUCUGUAAUGAAGGGGAACUUACACAUGCCUGAUGGUGCCUUCAAGUGUUCCUUUGGAUGCAUGAAAUAUCUACAGAUCAGACGGAACAAACCAAGCAUCAUCUUACAUAACAACUCAAUUUCCAAUACAUCCAAAUGAAAAAGUCAAAGUUGUGGUGGUCUCACAAAAUAAAGCACUGGCUCAGGGCUUCUUUAAUCUCACAAUCAGGAUAUCAAGACAAUUUGGAGAAGGUUCCUCAAAGAUGCUAUUUAGUUGACUACAGACAAUAAUGACUGAAAACCUGUUUGAUAAUUCACUUACAACUUAGUUGUAUUAAUUGGAUCUAACACUUAAGACUGUGAUACCCAGGGGUGAUGAUCAUUCAAGGUAGUUUGAUUCAGCCUCCUCCCAAAUACACCCUUGACAAAAAAAGAAGCUUGUUUCUUUUUUCAUGAAUCUAAAAAACAAGAGCUGGAUUAUACUGAAAAAGUAACAGGGAAAAGAGUUUAUCUGUUGCAAUAUCCAUGCCACAUAUGCUAUGGUGGUGAAGGUAUCUAUAAUAGAUUUGUUUAAUAUUUGAUGAAUAUAACUACAGUAGUAGUGUGCUGGACCAGCUUAUAUCAGGUCAUGAGAGCUGAUAGUUAAUUUUCUGCAUUUUGCUAACCUGCUGAGAGCAGAGUUGGGCCUUGACAUCCAGCAUGCCAGUCAGCUCUUCCUCCUCUAGCGGUGGUGUGUGGCACCAGCAAUGGAACUAGUAGAGUUGGUUUUUGAACAUUUAGCAGCACACUACUGGGUAUAAUUAACCCACAUAAGAUUUAUAGAACAGUUAUUUUGAAUAUCUGUACAAUAUUUCAUCAAUAAUUUUCAUACAUAGCAGUAGCCCCACCAGCAGAAGUAGCACCAGCAAUAUUAUUUAACAUCAUUACUAGCAUUGAGAAUUGCUAAAGAUGAGCAUAUGUUACAUAUAUGCAAUUCACAUUUAUUCACGUGACAUGUCAUGGGCAUAUUGUCCAUUGUACACUGCAUUUCUUCAAAAUGAAUAUAUAACUAUUUUAACUAGAGAAAAUUAACUUGUGAUUACUCAGAGUAAUGAUUUUAUAACAGAUAUCUUAGAGAAACAAAGCAGGGUUGAACAUAUUCUUUAAUCCUAGAAUAUGAGCUUGUGAAUUGGAUAAUACUGACAAUGUCAGAAAAAAAAAUAAAAGCAGGCAAAUUAACAUUUGCAAAAGAAAAACUAUGGAACUAUUAAAUAAAUAACAUAGAAAUUUUGGAGGAGCUCCAUGAGGACCCAAGUGCUGGCAGUGAUAAUAAACCAUGAGUAACAGAAGCUUUAAAUUUAGAGCAAGAAGAAAGAUAAGGAAACAGACACAAAGCAGUUUUAUUUUCAAGGCAGUAUCUCAUGGUUAUUUGGGAGCACACAGCAGCUACAUGCUAUGUUUGGGCUCCAGCUUUUGAUUACAAAUUUAAGACUGAGUAUCAGCUUCAAUACAUGCCAGGAUUUUUGUGCAGGUACAGGUAAUGACAGGAUGAUGGGAGGAACAGAUGCCUAGGCAUGCAAUUCUGGGAACCAUGGUAAAAAUAAUCAAUGUGGCAGUAACACAUAAAAGAAGGAUGGGACUUUUUGUACCGUUUGGCUGCCAUCUUGAUUUUUUACUCCAACCCAAGUUGCUGCUGCUAGAAACAAACCAAAUGGAUGCAAAACAUGUAAUUUAGAAUGGAGAAUCUAAAAGUGCGACUUCUGGUACAUUCUAAAUAUUCUAAAGAGAAUAACAACAAAAUGGAGAGAAGUGAGGAACGGAAGCAAAGAAAAAAACAAGCUGUAACAAAGACUUCAUAUAUCUGUGAAUUCAUAAGAAGUUGAGCUCAACUUGAAGAAGACUUCAUGUGACUUCCAAACUAACCACAGCAAUGCAAAGCCAACUCUCAUUAUAGCAGUAUAUUAUGUUCUCAGCAUUUCCAAGAGAUCAAUCACAAUGCUAAUUAUACUUAUGCUAGUGGUCAUCUUAAAAGAGAAUUGUACCAUAUUUUGUAAAAUGGAAUCUUUUUUAGGAUAACAACUUUUACUAUAGCUAGUCUAGAUAUAAGGAGUAAAACAAAUAAAUGUAUACCAACAUUAAUGCAAGUACAGCCAAAAUUUCUUAAUGUUAUUAGAGGUGUAAUUUUAACCUUCAUAUAUUCAUACACUUCAUAUAUUCAUCAAAUUUUUCUGAGACUUUAGUUCCUUACUAUAAACUGCAGGAUUUUGUACAGAAUUUCAGAAGUUCACAACGCAGCAUACAGCAUCACUGGGGAGGGUUUUUUUGUUUGCAUUUGCCUCCUGUUAGAUUUAUUUACCUAUUUACAAUAUUUCUAUAGUUCUGUCUGGCUCACAGUGGUUCACAUAUAAAGUUAUAAAAAACAAGAACAAAAUAAGACUGUUAAAACAACUGCAUCAGCUAAGAAUAAUCUAUAUCUCUGCAGGGGCUAAUCGUAACAAAUAAUUUUUGAAUUACAUCAUCUUUACAACCUUUCCAAAGGACAUCAGCAUGGGCAUUAACCAAAUCCCAGAAAAGAGGCACUUCCAGCCCUGCAGUGGAGAAGCACUGAGUCUAAUGUUCCUCUACAAGAUGAGAGCAUGAGAUGGAACCUUUCUAUUUGCAGGAGACAAACUGGUAGCCAAGCUGUGAAGGCCUUAUAGCUAUAGCCAGCAUUAUGAGUUGUACUCCAAAACCUAUUAGUGUUUUAAUGCUGUUGUAGCUCUUACUCACUAAAACACAGGCUACAAUAUUUUGUUCCAAUUGCGGUUUCCACAUAGUCUCAAGGCAGCACCAGAUAAAGUGGGUUACAGUAAUCUAUCCUGGAAGUAAUGAGAAUGUGUUUGACUUUGAUCAAACAGUAUCUCUAUCUUGCAAAGGUUCAAUUUCCUUAAAGGCAAGGCAAUUCCAAAAAUUCACUAUGCAAACAUUUAUACUGUAACGUAGUUGUAAUCCUAUGCUCAGUAGCAGGGCAUACCAUGAACUCUACAAAAAAACCAGUAUUAUUCAGUGAUAUCUACCACAACCAUGCAAGAGAGACUGGGCACAAAACAGGACAAAAUUUGCUAUCACUGCCAGUAUUAUGAAGAAGAAAUGGAAACUGUGAAAUUCUUCCUCUCUUACCUUAAAGGGUGUUUUUUUUUAAAUGAAGAAUUUAAAAUCAUUUAAACCACUUUUGCUAGCUGUCGUUGCAAAACCAAAUAAAGCAAUGACAUAAAAGAUUAAUCUAAAGUACAUUUUCUGUAUUGGGAUAACAUUUUUGAUGGUGAAGAGGCUGUUUUUCCCAUGUGUUAGCAGCAAGUAUAAACACAUUACUAAAAUAAGAAAAUCAGCUGUACAUGCAUGCCCUAAUUUGCAUAGCUCAUUCUUUAUACUCUUACCAUAUUUGCCCCAAAGUAAGACCUACCCCAAAAUUAAGCCCUAGUUUGAUUUUGGGGGGUGGGUGGGCCUAAUAUAAGACUUAUCCCAAAAAUAAGCCCUAGUUUUGGGGAGAGGCUUACCCCUAAAAAUCAAGCUAAGGUGGGGGGUAGAGCUUACCUUUGCAGCCAGGCCUCCUAUGGAUUGACACUUGCCUCACCGGCCCAUUUCUUUUGCAGCCAAAGGAGCAUCUUCAUUCUGCAGCUGAGAAUGGAGCUUGAGUCUGCAUUUCACCAUCAGAGGCCUUUCUGGAAGGCUAUUGCAGCCGAAAAUCAAGCUAUGGAUUGAAUUGGUGCUGCCGUUGCAAGGUGAGUGGAAAAGACUCCCCCCCCCCAGAAAUAAGACCUCAUGCCUCUUUUGGAGGCAAAAAAAUAUAAGACCAGUUUUAUUUUCAGGAAACACAGUAAUUUAAAAGAUUUAAGAUGUUUUUGUGAAAGGAAAUAUAUAUGAAUGAGACCUUAGUUAUACCUGUUGAGGAAAUGGAUUAUCAAAUAGUUACAAAUGCCUCUGUUUCAAUCUCUAAGAUUUAUAUUAAAAAUUUGUUAAUGAAUAAUCCUUGCCUAUGGUAGAUUCUUGAAUACUGUUGGACAUCACUUGUUAGAUUAAACUUCUAUUUUUAAAAAAGACUUUUAUCCUGCAUAUUAGUUCAUAUACAACUCAAAGCAGCAAACAUAUCAAUAGUCCUUUCUAUCUUCCCCACAACAAUAACCUGUGAUAUGAGUUGGGCUGAGAGUGUGUGACUGGCUCAAAGUCAGCCGGCUGGUUUUUCAUGCCUAAGGUGGGACUGAAACUCAUAGUCUACUGGUUUCUAAACUGACAUCUUAACCACUAUACCAAAGCUUUUGUUCUUGAAAAACUCAGAUGUAAAGAAAGUAACUUUAUUUAAAAGUAACUUCAGACAGGACAGAAAAUCAAUAUAUUUCAAAGCUUUGCAGAAAAAUGAUGAGAAUGAAAGAUAAGUCUUAAUAUAUACAUUUAACUAAGGAAGUACAGUAGUACAGAAGAAAGAAAAAAGGAUGCCUUUCUCUACAAGGCCUUGAUUUCAAGCCCUGAAAUCUCAAAUUUAGCUAUUACAAUGAAGUCCUGUUGCAGACAGACCUGUUUUUUUUUAUCACCACUUAAAAUCUAAUUAAUCCGUAUUGAAGCACAAAGAUUUCUGUUGUUUUUUUUUAGGUGAGGGGUCAUAGAGCGUUCUUUGUUCAUCCUCAGACUUGCAAUCAUCAGGCAUUGGGAUAUAAUUUUACCAAGCAAAUUGAAAGGUAACAGAUCAAAUCCUUAUCACAAAACUGAACUCAUAGUUAAGCAGAGUCCUUCGUCCUUUGCAAGAAACUUUAUAUUCAGGAAGAACAAAAACAUGUUUCAGAGUUCUCAAAGGGUUAAUAGUUAAAGCUUAUAUUCAGGAGAGCAAAGAGCAACCAUCAUCGGAGUUACAGCCACUAUAUAAAGUCAAAGUUCCAAAAAACCUGGCCAAAAGAUUUUCCAGCCAGCCGAUUGCAUCCUUUACAAUGGCUUUAGUGAACCGAACCAUAAUGCAGUUAGCAGGGAUUUUAUUUUGCCUGUUAGGAUGGGUCUUAUCCUGCCUCACUACUUAUUUACCUCAGUGGAAAAAUCUCAAUUUAGAAUUGAAUGAAUUGGAGAUCUGGACAAUGGGACUGUGGCAAGCUUGUGUGGUCCACGAAGAAGGGGGAAUGCAGUGCAAAGAAUUUGAUUCUUUUUUAGCUUUACCUCCCGAGCUCCAAAUUUCUAGGAUUCUGAUGUUCAUAUCCAAUGGAUUAGGACUUUCUGGUCUCUUACUCUCAAGUUUUGGAUUGGAUUGUUUAAAGAUUGGAGAACAACAACAGAAUCUAAAGAAGCGGUUAUUGUUGCUGGGAGGAAUAUUCUGCUGGAUAUCAGGAGCUGCAGCCUUAGUCCCAGUGUCUUGGGUUGCUCAUACCACUGUGCAGGAAUUUUGGGAUGAAACUAUUCCAGACAUCGUUCCGAGGUGGGACUUCGGGGAAGCACUUUUUGUAGGCUGGUUUGCUGGAUUCUGUCUCAUUUUUGGAGGCUCACUGCUAAAUUGCAGCGUCUGUUCUGUUGAUACUCAAUCGUCCUCGGUCCAUUAUACAGUGGCAGGUGUGCUAGAUGCUUGUCAACACUUGGAAAGUAACAACAGACCCCGAAGUCUAAGAGACUGAGAAACACAGGAGAGCCUAUUUUUCCUUUCAUGCACUUAAACACAAUAUGCGGAACCUUAUUCCAAUUAAGAUUAAAGGACACUUUGUUCCUUACUUGAUUAAGUACACUUGAGCUUCUAAUAUUUUUCCUGAUUUUUUUAUUUCAAGAACUGUGUUAUCCUUCUUAUUACAAAGCUGGAAAUGCUGGCUUCACAACAAGAGUAGAUUAAAAUGACAUAGAAAACUUCAUCAUAUAUUUUUGUCUACUUCGACUUAAAAUGUACUGUAAAAAAAUAUCCAAAGCUCAAAUUAGACAUAAGGAAAUAUGAAUUCUCAUAUAACACAAUCAUACACUGCUAAGUUUGGUACUUGAUUUUCAGAACUGGUUGUUUUUGUUUUUCUACUGUCUUAAAAUUCAAAGACUAUUCUCAUUUAAACUUUCUGCUACAAAUUCAAAUAUGCAGCAAAACCUUUAAAUAAACCUUCAAAUAACAAUACUGGUUAGUACAUCUCAGUUGUAUCUACAGACUAGGAUUCAUUUUAAAGCAUGGAAAACACCAAGGUUUCUCCCCCUCCCAUUUGUAUGCUGUUGCCCAUUUUUAAGAUACAAGGGAGUAGCUAACAAAAUAUUUUAAUUAGAUGUGAAAUACUGGUAUUGUACAGAAUCAGUUCUGUUAUGCUAUGCGUUGAUAUUUAAGUGUUAAGUAUAUAUGAUCCCAAUAUACUUUCUAAAGUCUGAGAAAAACUUUAUUAAUUUUAGUGUGUGAUGACAGCAUUUUUUUGUUUACAUCUUUAAAAAAUUGGAUUGCUUGUGUGCCAUCCAUUUAUAAUGUGUAAUGUCUUUUAUUAAGCAGUUCCAAGUUACAUAAUUGAAUUUGCAAACUUAAGAGUGUUAGGUUAAUUAUAUUUGUACUUAUCUGGAGGAAAACAUUAUUGAACUCUGUGGAUUUGCUUCUGAAUGAAUAUGAAUUCAAUUAUGCAGUUAAAUCUAUCCAAGUAAAGGGAUUGACUAUUGUUUCCUAAAAAGAAAUAAAAUAUUAGUAUUUGAACUGUAUUUUCAGUAUAGAAUGGAUCUUAUGAGUCUAAUACUUUUGAAAUCAUGAUUUGUCAUUUUUCUCUAUUAAAAUAUCAUUGGAAAGAACAAAUAAUGUGACAUUUACAGCACUUAUUUACUGAUAGUAAUAACACAACACUUCUUCACUAAUCCCCAACUCAAAAUCUAUCAGUAUAUUCACAAAUGCUAAAACUUGCAUACUUCUGAUUAUAUUGCUUAAUGGAAAAGUUAAUGGUAUUUUAUAGGGAAAUAUUGUUAAACCUAUUAAGUAGCUUUCAAGGCUGGAAUAGCCUUAUUUUUUAUGAAAUGAAGGAACGUGCUCUGAAAAGCCACAUAGGUAGUGCAAAAAGGAAACAAAGGACAUAAUGUAAAAUGUAUUUUUUUUUCUUUUAGCUUUGCCUAAAGAAGUCAAGGUUUACAGAAUUUUAACACUCUUCACAAAUGGACAGUUGUCUGGUGUCAGAACAUCAAGAAUAAAAGCUACAAAAAGUGCUAGUUGUAUAAACAUUGAUGUGCUCUGUUGCUCUGAAGUAUGCCCAGUGUUGAAAUUUGAUAGGAGGCUACUCAAAAGAUUGCUGUCAGAUGGGAAUAUGAGAAUACACUAUUCAUUGGUUACCAGUGGAUUUCUACUUCUCUGCGCAGAAUUGAUCAUAAUUCUUUUUGUUAGGCCACAGAAGAAAUACACAGAAGAGUUAGUCUUUUUGACAAUAGCUAAAUCAAACUAAAAAAAUCUGCCAAGUAUAUAUAAAUUAAAUUUAGGAUGAAAAUUAUAUCUAUUUCUGUUUAGCAUAAUCUAUAUUUAUAUAGUUUGAUUUGUAUUAUUAGUUAAAUAAACACGUUUCAAUGUAUUAUAUAAUCAGAUAUUAUUACCUGUUACAUAUCUGUUAAUAUUGGAAGUGUCCAAAUUUCCAGUGUCAUAAAAUGUAUUUUUAAAAAUAACUUUUCUGUAUUGCAAUAUCUAUUUCCCAUUCUGGAAAUAGGGAUGAAAACAGAGCACGGACUUGCUCUCAUUUCUGAGUUUCAGAUCCAGUCAGUUUUAUAUCAUAUCUUAGUGUAUAAAAUGCUAUCAGAAAAAAAAAUCAUACACUGUUAUGGAUUAUGGUUUUUGUAAGACCUUAUAAGUACAGCUUACAUAAUCAUUGUUACUAAAUAAACCACCCAUCUACAAUACUGAUUAAUGGACCACCAUUAUGACAUGGUCUUAUUGGUGAAUUUUUUAUGUGAACAUUUGCACGAAUCACAUAAACUUGAUUUAACUGGUAUUUGUAAAGAAUAGAAACAUGCAAAAAAUACUGUUAAAAAACUAUUUUUUUCCAAAUCAUUGAAACAAUUGAAAAGUGCAGAGACAAAGGUUAAUCUAGGUGAUGUGUACACAUACAGACAAUAUUAGGAUAGAAGACAUUUGUGAUAUAACCUGAUUAAAUAUUUAGUUCAGUUCUAAGCACUUAAUACUUAAAUAUAACAUGACUGUAUAAAAAUUGAAGUUUAUUUUAAUCCAAUAAAAGAUUUGCUAACACUUUGUUCAUUUGGCUAAACAAUAUUGUAUAAUACUUGUAAUACUUGUAAUAUGAUAUAUAGGAUUGUACUAAAGUAAUGAUAAUCAAGAUAUGAUUACAUUUGUUCUAUUCUCUGAUAGGUAACUUUUAUGAUAAAAAUGAUAUUAGUGUAGCAUGAGACUUGACUGAUAUUUGUCCAUGAUCAUGGUUUUCAAAAUUGUUUCAAACUCUAAACAAACUUUGUGUAAGAUUUCCAGAACUUCAAAAUGUUUUCUUAAGUAUUAGUUGAGAUUGCUGCAAUUUUAGCAUGUGAAAGAAGGCAUGCAUAGAAGAACCUUUUUAUAAACAGCUAACAAAAUUUGUCUUGCCAAUAUAUUAUUCUUUUUGUUUCUCUCUAAACAUUGGUCUGAACAUUGUGGCAUACAUUUAGAAAAGAAAGAGGGAGGUAUAUUUGUAUGUGUCCCUAAAACAAUUUGCACAGUAGCUUUCUUUAACCUGCAAAUUUAAAUGUGCAGAACUGAACUAUAUUAAACUGUACUGUACAUAAAUAAGACUGAAAAUAAAUAAAUCACAAGAUACAACUCUAUACAUCAUUCUAAAACAUUAUUAUACUGUAAUGUCAAACUGAGAAGCUGAAACUAUCAGCUUUCAUUUCUAUAUUAAAUAACUUUGCGACUUCUGCUUUUAGACAUUGACCUUGACAGAGUAAAUGGCAUGUACAUAUUAAGUUCACUUCUAAAGGAUGGGUUAAAAAAAAGAGGAACCCAGAAAAUAUUAAGCACAAUUAGUUUCCUGCCUCCAAGUUACAAGUAAUGUUGAAAAGAUCUGAAUAAUUACACAUUGUUGUGCAUAAUAAUAGGACCCUUUGGGAGAUUUACAGUACAAAAAUAAAUUAAGACACAAUAAUUUAUUUCCUUCUGUAAUUCUAAGAAUGGCAAUGAACAUACUGUAAAUGUUCGCCUAUUUUUUCAAUAAUACUAUUAUAUCCUUGAAAAAUAAAACACAGCAUGUCGAUAUACAAUUGUAUUGCAAAAUGAACAAGUAUGCAAUUAAUAGAAGUUUUUUGUUUCCUUGGUGGCUAUUUUUGUGUGUAUGUGAAUAUGUAUCACAUAUAGAACUGUGUGUCACUUUCAUCAAAUGGCUUUAAAAUUGCCUAAAUAACUGUUAUGCUCUCAUUAUCAUACCACAGGGCAGAAGCAAUAGUUACAUUGUUUAAAUAACCUUACAAACUGAGAAGUUCUGCUUUAAUCAAUGGGGAGUAUGGCAUGCAGAUUUAAUUUAGUAAAAGACACUUAUCACUACUAGCUCUUCAAUCCCUUCUUAGCAAUUAGAUCCCUUGCUUUAGUCUGGUCUACAAAACUGUGACAUCACAGCUGAAACAACACUGUGUGUUCCAUGAUGAUGACAUCAAAACUAAUUUGGUGGUUAUCAGAUGCGAAUUACCAAGGGACGUGAGGAUGCCAAGAAAACUUGUACUAUGGCUAUGCAAAACCCCUUGAUGGGCUGAAUAAAGCAAACUUCGUUGAAGAGAUCCUUCCAAAGUUUUGGCAUUGGUUUUCUAGACUUUAAAUAUGUUCACAGACUCUGCACAUGUUUAUUUAUACAUGCACAAUAACCCAAGGUCAGCUACUAAAGUUCCUCAAAUUCCAACUUGAGCCUUCUGGAAGAUGUGCAGCGAGUUGAGAAAGGGGUAGGGGUGGGAUGGGAUUUCAGAUUUGCCCACAUGUGCUUGUGAAGCACCUUUGCUUACUGCCUAUUGUAAACUUCUAGCCAGAAGCUGAUUUUGGAGAAUAACCUGAUUUUAAAAAAAUCAUCUUGUAUCUAAACCUGUUGCUGUUUAAACAAACUAAUGUUAUUGAUCAAGUUUAAUUCUUAUUGUGCCAUAAUUAAUUUAGGAACCAAUUUACAUGGUCCAUUUAAUCUUAACCCAACUAAUAUUAUUUAAGUGCUCAUUAUCUGGGUUUCUUAGAAGAAAUCUUUAUGACAAUAAUAUACAAUGGAUGCUUAGAUCAGUGUUUCUCAACUUUGUCGAUUUUAAGAUGUUUGGGAUUCAUUUCCAAGAUUUCCCCAGCAUUCUGGGAGUUGAACUCCACACAUUUCAAAGUUGACAAGGUUCAGAAGUACUGCCUUAGAUAAAUGCAUUUCUUAAGAACAAUUCUUGUGAAAAUGGAUCUGUUUGGGCUCCACGAAAGUAACUAUUUUAAUAAGCUCUUAAUGGAUAUAUUUACAUAUUAAUUUUAAUUUUCAUUCUUUGAGUAUUUAGGUUUAAAAUAUUUUGCAAGUGAAUUUGGAUCCAUUUUUCCCAAAACAGCUGUCAUUUGGAUAUCAUCAAUUUUAACACAUGGAGGGUUAUACAGUGAGACUUGAAAUACGACCCCAAAUUCAAUACAUUCAAAAAGGAUAUUUUUCCAGCUGAGUAUUCUAGGCCUCUUCCUUCAUUCAAAAAAAAAGGUAAAAAACGGAAAAGGUUUUUUUUGUCAGAGUUGAAAGUUCCAAUGUAAACAGCAGAAAUCUAAAAAGCACCUGUAUGCACUAGACCAGAGGCCCCAACCUUUUGGGCACCAGGGACCGGUUCUGUGGAGAAAGAUUUUUCCGCAGACUAGAGAGGGCGUGUGCUACCUGCAUGUAGUGGAUGGGGCUUUGCUUGUUUGUGCGGCCCGGUUGCUGGCAUGUUGUGGCCCGGUGCUGGUCCACGGACCAGGGGUUGAGGACCCUUGCACUAGACAGACCUGCUGGCAUGGAAGAGGACUCACAUUUCCUGAAAGCUAUGUACAUACUACUACUACAACUACAACUACUACUAGUAGUACUAGUAGUAUCACCUCUCUUUAUUCAAAACCGAUUAGAUGGCUCAACAGCCGUUUUCAGUUGUCCUUGUGAAAAAAAAUAAGCAGGGGAAAUGAAACAUAUUGAACAUAUUGCAUGAUGUAGAGCAGCAGUGCAAUUCAAUGGGAUAUACAUAAUAAGAUUUCCUUUGUUCUUACAUAUACAAACUGUACAAAAUUAGCCUCAUUGGUGUAUCAAACACAUUUUGCUUUACAUUUCUAGAGAAAAGACAGAGGGAACAGUUUACACGUCUGAAAUGUUACAUUAGAGCAUAAUGUAUUAUAUUUUAUACACAAUAUCUACAUUGAAUUCAAAAAGAUGUCUUUAAAAGAUUGUAGAACAAUAAUAUAAAAGCAUUCACUUAAAAAAAA
This is a messenger RNA of Crotalus tigris (Tiger rattlesnake), 13233 nucleotides long. Its product is annotated as claudin-22-like. Bases 6839 to 7507 code for a protein of 222 amino acids. Gene Ontology annotation, molecular function: structural molecule activity. Gene Ontology annotation, biological process: bicellular tight junction assembly; cell adhesion. NCBI's taxonomy places the organism in Eukaryota, Metazoa, Chordata, Lepidosauria, Squamata, Viperidae. The record is from RefSeq and is a predicted model, not a curated record. Gene Ontology annotation, cellular component: bicellular tight junction; plasma membrane. The transcript has a single exon.